AUGCACCCUUCCAUCAGCGUCUUCCCGAACCUCAGUUUCUACGACAGGCAGAUCUUGGACGGCCCCAACGUGACGCAGACGACGCACGAGCUUAGCUACCUUCCAGGCGCGAUGUUCGGGCCAUACUCGUUCAUCAACGUCGACGGCAGGGAAGAUCGCGGCCGCAGCAAGAGGAACAUGGCCGAGGUGGCCGCCAUCCUGGACAUAGUGCGCAGUCUCAAGCAAGGUGCGCAGUCUCAAGCAAGUUUUUCUCUGAACAUUUGCAUGCUCCCAGCUCAUGCCGUGUGGUUUACCGUAAAUGCAGCUUGUGUCAGCGCGGGGCAGGUGGUCAGCGUGGGCGUCAUAUGCCCGUACGCCGCGCAGGUGGAGGCGAUUCGGGGCAGGGUAGGCGACGUGAAGGCGAUGCGGCCACUUGUUCUUCGCGUCAACUCCGUGGAUGGGUUCCAGGGCAGCGAGGAGGACGUCAUCAUCCUCUCCACCGUCAGGUCCAACGCCACGGGCUCCAUCGGAUUCCUCUCCAACCGGCGCCGCGCCAACGUCGCCCUGACGAGGGCAAGGCACUGCCUCUGGAUCCUGGGCAACGCGACGACGCUGAGCGGCUGCGGCUCCAUCUGGGGAGAGCUGGUGCAGGAUGCCGUGGAGCGUCGGUGCUUCUUCGACUGGGACGAUGGUGGCACGAGCACCUAUCCGGCCAUUUCUCACGGCGCUCGCCUGAUCGGGCCUGAACGCGGUGGAGCAGCUUCAACCAGGGGCGGAGCCAGAAAAUUUAGCCAUUGGAUUCAUUUAUUGACUUUGCUGUGAAGAUUUGAUCUAAAUCAAUUAAGUAGAAACAUGUGUACCCAGUGCGGAGCCAGAAAAUUUAGCCAUUGGGUUCAUUUA
Molecule: messenger RNA, 879 nt
Organism: Triticum aestivum (bread wheat)
Lineage: Eukaryota; Viridiplantae; Streptophyta; Magnoliopsida; Poales; Poaceae
Product: probable helicase MAGATAMA 3
Exons: 2
Coding region: 1-801 (266 amino acids)
Source: RefSeq, a predicted model, not a curated record